AGGGUUGCACUGCACGUCUUCCUGGUCAUCAGCUCUCCUGUCCUGCAUCACCAUCCAACAUUGCACAACAUCUCCCAUUAGUCCCUUUUAGGAACAUCACCGCUCAGUCGUCUUACACGAACCGACUUGUACACCGGCCAACCUUUCCACUCCGUCACACGACUACAACACACGCCACUCCGUCUCUUCCCCUUUUUUGGAACACAUCCAUACAAAACAAACAUCAUGUCUCCCAUCGUCGCCCGUGUCGCCCUCCGCAACGCCGCCCAGCGCCGCCAGUUCUCCCUGAUGACGGCCAUGCGCACCACCAUGCGCUCCUUUGAGCCGCACCCCUUCCAGAGGCUGCCCAUCGCCGAGAAGGCGCAGCCGGCCGACUGGGCCAAGACCUUUGCCCGCAGGGGAAAGACCCUGGGAAUCUACUUCCCCGGCAUGGCCCUGAUCCUCGGCUGGCCCUGGAUGGUCCAGAAGGCUCUUGACGGUCACAUCCAGUGAGACGAAGGAGCACACCGCAACCACGAAACCGACUGCAUCUACACUUCUCGACAUUGCCGACUGGGGGAUAUAAUCACGAAACUUUGGUACCAUAGAGCACAUCUUCUUUGGCUUUCAAGGAAACUUUGCAUCAUGGGGUCCUGUACAUAUUCGAGGCGCUUGGAGUUAUCUGGGUGGGCUGGCAUUUGGGCGUUUUCAUCGCGGCCGGUCAUUGUUUGUGCCGCCGAACCUCGUGACCUCUACUGGUUACAUAAAUCGAAUCUACUUUGUCUAUACCUGUG
This is a messenger RNA of Gaeumannomyces tritici R3-111a-1, 773 nucleotides long. RefSeq lists its product as hypothetical. The record is from RefSeq and is a predicted model, not a curated record. Bases 226 to 492 code for a protein of 88 amino acids. The transcript is spliced from 2 exons. NCBI's taxonomy places the organism in Eukaryota, Fungi, Ascomycota, Sordariomycetes, Magnaporthales, Magnaporthaceae.